AUGCUAAAAAUAUUUUGCGUUUUUCUGACGGUCAGAAGACUCUUGUUGUGCUUGCUACAGUUUAUUGCUGUUGAGUUUAUUCAACAAGUUCAUCCAGAGUCAACCCAUUCACAGUCUGGAAACCAACCAUGCUCAACCCAUUCACAGUCUGGAAACCAACCGUGCUCAACCAAUUCACAGUCUGGGAACCAACCAUGCUCAACCCAUUCACAGUCUGGGAACCAACCAUGCUCAACCCAUUCACAGUCUGGGAACCAACCAUGCUCAACCCAUUCACAGUCUGGGAACCAACCAUGCUCAACCCAUUCACAGUCUGGGAACCAACCAUGCUCAACCGAUUCACAGUCUGGGAACCAACCAUGGUCAACCCAUUCACAGUCUGGGAACCAACCAUGCUCAACCCAUUCACAGUCUGGGAACCAACCAUGCUCAACCCAUUCACAGUCUGGGAACCAACCAUGCUCAACCCAUUCACAGUCUGGGAACCAACCAUGCUCAACCCAUUCACAGUCUCGUAAGUACACUGUCAAUCUGGAAAUCUGGUGUCACCCAAAACACCAAUGA
This is a messenger RNA of Candidula unifasciata, 564 nucleotides long. The record is from the annotation of a GenBank genome assembly. NCBI's taxonomy places the organism in Eukaryota, Metazoa, Mollusca, Gastropoda, Stylommatophora, Geomitridae.